Molecule: messenger RNA, 1518 nt
Organism: Brassica oleracea var. oleracea
Lineage: Eukaryota; Viridiplantae; Streptophyta; Magnoliopsida; Brassicales; Brassicaceae
Exons: 2
Coding region: 204-1364 (386 amino acids)
Source: RefSeq, a predicted model, not a curated record
CAUGAAAAUAAAUAAAAUCAAAUCAUAAGUAUCCCCCAAAGCUUAAACACUCACAUAACAACACUACACCUAUCUCCCACCCAAGACGAUCCCUUCCUUCUCCCCCUUUCUCCAACACCUACCAAAAGUCCCUCUCUAUCUCUCUAUACACUAAUCUAUCUUUCUCUCUCUAGUUCUUGAUUUUUCAAGAUUUUAAGAAACACAUGGCUGACCAAAGUGGGGGGUUAGGUUUGACGAGAGAGUACAGAAAAGGGAACUGGACACUGAAUGAGACGAUGGUCCUCAUUGAAGCCAAAAAGAUGGACGACGAGAGGAGGAUGCGGCGGUCCAUCGGCCUUCCGGCGCCGGAGCAGUCACAAGAUAGCCGGAGUAGUAGUGGUAAUAAACCAGCGGAGUUACGGUGGAAAUGGAUAGAAGAUUACUGUUGGAGGAAAGGAUGUAUGAGGAGUCAGAAUCAGUGCAAUGACAAGUGGGACAAUCUCAUGAGAGAUUACAAAAAGGUUAGAGAGUAUGAGAGAGGGAGGUUAGAAUCGUCUUUUGCGUCCGCGUCUUCCUCUUCAGCUGCUGCGGAAACGGGCUCGUAUUGGAAGAUGGAGAAGAGUGAGAGGAAAGAGAGGAACUUGCCGAGUAACAUGUUGCCUCAAACAUACCAAGCGUUGUUUGAUGUGGUGGAGAGUAAAACGCACCCUUCUUCGACCGCCGCAACCGCCAUAACCGCAGCAGUCGCUGCUGCUGCCGCAGAAACUGGAAGUGGAAAUGGUUCGGGCGGUGGACUACACAUCCCAAAACUGAUACAACAACAAGGUUUAGGAUUUGUUCCACAACAUCAAAUGAUUCAACCUCCUGUCCUGUUACCUCUUCCACGGCCACCACCUCCACCGUCUCAACCGUUGCAACCACGAACGCUUCUUCUACCACCACCUCCACAGCCUUCUUUUCAUGCUCAGCCAAUACUGCCCACAAAGGAUAGUAGCUCAGAUUCUGACACGAGUGAGCAUUCAGACACAUCUCCGGCAAAGCGAAGGAGAACAAAGCCGACCACAGCCGCCGGUACAAGCGGUGGCGGCGGCGGAGGAAAUGCAGAAAUGGAGGAAGCUGAGAGUGUAGUGGCGGCUGCGUUAUCAAGAAGUGCGUCUGUGAUCGCUAACGCGUUUAGGGAGAGUGAGGAGAGACAAGAUCGGAGACAUAAAGAAGUGAUGAGCUUAAAAGAGAGGAGACUGAAGAUCGAAGAGUCGAAUGUUGAGAUGAACAGAGAAGGCAUGAGUGGACUAGUGGAAGCCAUUAAUAAGCUUGCGAGCUCUAUGUUUGCUUUGGCUUCUUCUACCUCUAGCCACAAUAAUCAGCAUCAAGGAGGUCCAUCAUAAUAAUUAUUAUUACGGUUUAUUUGAUUAGGAAGUGGUUAGCCAAAAAAGACUGGUGACUAAGUACAUAAAUUGGUUUCACUAUCACUGUUUUAAGUAAAUAAUUUUGUGAUUCCAUGCAAUAUUUAUUGAAAUGUGAUUGUUGAUUAAUAUACAA